This is a messenger RNA of Misgurnus anguillicaudatus (oriental weatherfish), 2055 nucleotides long. It is a transcript of the gene tgif1, whose product is annotated as TGFB-induced factor homeobox 1. Lineage: Eukaryota; Metazoa; Chordata; Actinopteri; Cypriniformes; Cobitidae. The record is from RefSeq and is a predicted model, not a curated record. Gene Ontology annotation, biological process: regulation of DNA-templated transcription. Gene Ontology annotation, molecular function: DNA binding.
AUGCCGCAUUGCACCUUAUAACACAUCUUAGGUUACUGCACUAACAUCCCGCAGCAGCAAAAAUGUCUGCCACAUGAACACAAAUAACACUCAACCAUCCAAAAAACGAACGUGAAGGCUAAAAAUAAGAAUAACUGUUUUGGAGUACGCCUAACUGAAGUAUGCUGAUGAAAGCAAAUCCAGAUAUAUCCCUGCCAUGUGUCUGCCUCUCUCGGUAACGUUAACCUACAUUCACAAUAAACCAGCUUCCUGUCUCCCUGCCGCAGUCAUUAAAGGGAAACGUGCAGGAACUACAUCCGCGUCCAAAACAAGUCGGCACAAAAACAUCGCGCUAGUACUCUACACCGUUCUAUACGCAAGUUUAAAAUUCGGCUCGGUUUGUCCAAAUCCCUUUUAUUGUCUCUUUUUGUAUGUCUGGUGUCAGAUUUUUCCCUCUUGCCCUCGGAGGGGGAGGAUCUAACCGCGUUGAGUCACGCAGCUGUCAAAGAUAGCUGUCACCCAGUUUCCACAUCAAACACACACAGUGAAUGAGAGACGCGCAGCCUGUCCCAGGUACCCGACAAUGUGUUGCGUCUCCGACAAAUGAAAAACGCGCUCCGCGGAGAUUCCUCGACAAACGCGAUACAUCACUCGAUACUUUGUAACGACCUGGAAUAAUACAAUCUGUGUGAUUAAAGCGAGGACGAAUCGAGGCUUUGGACAUAAAAACGACCUCCUUGUUGCCAACGUGAAAAGGGGAUUUCUGACGGACAUGAAGACCAAAAAGGGUUUGUUGGCGAUGUCUGGCAGUGAGACAGAAGAUGAGGACAGUUUGGAUGUGCCUCUGGAUCUCUCUUCAAACGGAGGUGUGUCAGGGAAAAGAAAGAGGAGAGGAAACCUGCCCAAAGAGUCAGUACAGAUACUUCGCGACUGGCUCUACCAACAUCGCUACAACGCCUAUCCAUCAGAACAAGAGAAAGCCCUGCUUUCCAAGCAAACCCAUCUCUCUACACUACAGGUGUGUAACUGGUUCAUAAACGCUCGGCGGCGGCUCCUUCCCGAGAUGCUCCGGAAAGACGGCAAAGACCCCAACCAGUUCACCAUCUCUCGACGGGGCAGCAAAGGCGGUGAGAUGCUGAGCGACAGCUCCCAGUCCCCCAAACACGGCCUGCUUGCCAACGGAGAAGACCGCAGCGGUUACGAACCCGGUUCCCCGCACUCGGCCAGCAACACACCCAUCUCCACCGCUUACCCUAAAAAGGCCCUGUCUCCCAAAACGCCCCCCUCACCUGGACCUGUCUUACCCAGACCCUCCGUUAUCUGCCACACCACCAUCACAGCCACGCAAGGUAUCGGCUCGACGGCCCAAGGCGGGCGAGUGCCCGGUUUGGGGGUCGAGGGAGCCACAGAGCUUCCGAUCACAGACGUGGUCGGCCUUUUCGGGUGUCGAGGGGGCAUCGGGGUGAGCGGAGAGGGUAACAUCAGUCCUCAAAGCGGACUGUUUAACACUCCUCCACCCACCCCACCCGACCUCACACAGGACUUCAGUGGCUUUCAGCUGCUGGUCGAUGUGGCAUUGAAGAGGGCCGCAGAAAUGGAGCUGCAGGCGAAACAGCUCCUCGCCUGAAGACGGAUGGAUGAAGCCGCUUCAUCGACGUUUGUUUCUUGCUCCCCGAUCCCAAGCCCCCGAACUCCAAACGGAGUUAAAAAACUUGACUGAGCAACCGAAAGCAAACAAGCAUGACCUGAUCAUUUCUAUUUUUGGUAAAUGUAAAUCAAAUUGAUGAGGAUUCCUUUAUGUAAAGCAUUUCAAGGUGCCUUGGCAGUCAGUUCUUUUUUUGUAUUCCAUUUAUAUGUAAAUAAAUAUGUAUCGUUUGUUUUGUACACAGGGGACCAAAACCAAAUACAGUACAACGACUUCCUGUCUUUCCUUGUUUGGAGAAGACAAGCGCUUCUCCUCGUUUCAUUCCUCACGAGUCUUUCUUUCUGUUUUUUCAGAGAUUCGGCUCUGUGAUCGUUUAUUCUGCCUCAUUUUUUAAAAACGCAUCUGACAUUGUUCAUUCUGCCUCAGUUUUU